Messenger RNA from Cynara cardunculus var. scolymus (artichoke), 1917 nucleotides. RefSeq names its product protein GAMETE EXPRESSED 1. The transcript has 7 exons. Lineage: Eukaryota; Viridiplantae; Streptophyta; Magnoliopsida; Asterales; Asteraceae. The record is from RefSeq and is a predicted model, not a curated record. The coding region runs from base 138 to 1916 and encodes 592 amino acids.
UAGUAGGAGUUCGCUUUCUGCAAUCGAAAAGUUUGCAAUUGACGAGGAGAAGGGGAUUUUUGUUGUCUAAAUUGGAAAAAAGAGGGAAAACGGAUUCGAGGUCCUAAAACUCGGCUUGUUAUAAUUGCGUGUUGGAUAUGAUGGCUUGCCAGACGCGUUAUAAUUAUGGUAUCCUAUGGGUUAUUGUGCUGCUUUCAAACAACAUCGAGUCAUUUAGUUGGUUUUUCUCCAGUGGAAAGAUUAAUUCUAUUGAGAAACCUUCAGAACUGCCCGAUGCUUCUCAUGAUAUCGUUGCUGAUUUCUCCAUGGAAUCCUUUAAUAGCAAGAAGGGAAUGACAUUGGUCGAAAAAGCUAGGAGAAAGGCUGCUUUGACUAAUUCUUGUUGGCAAAAUGCAUAUCAAAAUCUAUUUGCAGGAUGCUCAGAGAUUCUAGCGGAGGAAGAUCAGCGGUCUAGGCUGGCUUGGCAUCUUAGUGAUUGUUUUCAGAAGGAAACUGGGAGGUCUCCUUUUCCGUAUUGUGAUGUGAAAACUACCAUGAGAAAUUGUCUCUCAAGAUUAGAUCAGGAUGCUCAUAGGAUUUAUCUGGAGUUCUAUCUUGAGACCAACUCCAUUUGUCAUCAGUUACAGACUGAUGCUUUCAAGAGACAAACAGAAAGAUUGGUGAAUGAACUGAAACGGUCUGCUGAAUCUGCAGAGGAUAAGUUAGAGAAUAUUGAAGAGCAAGCUGAACGUUUGUUGCAUAGUUCAGAUCAUAUUCACGACUCUUUGGCUUCUAUUGAUGUUCAAACUCAACAAGUGGCUCAAACAUCAAAAAACGUUGAAGAACGUGUUAGUAUUGUGUUAGAGCAUUCACAAACAGUCUAUGAACAAUCUUUAAGAAUAGCAGAUUCUCAAUUGGAGCUGCGUGAUGGACAAAUAAAGAUGAAUGAAAGGCUGGAUGAAGGGAUGUCAAUGCUUAAUGAAUCUGCGAAUAAGCUGGGCGAAGAAAUGAACAAUUUAAGGAAUGAAGCUGUUGAAAUAGAAAAAGAGAUUGGUAAAGUCGGAGAUGCAAUGUUUAUGAAGAUGGAUACUUUACAAAUCAAAGCUGAUGAUAUUGAGAACAUAGCAGAAACUUCAUUAGACAAGCAAAAGCAACUUCUUGACAGCCAGACUGCUGCCCUUGAGGCUCUCCACACCAUGACAAGUUUUCAGUCUGAGGCACUAGAAGAGAGCAGAGGAACUCUGCAACGGUUGAUUGAGCUUGGUCAUAAUCAACAACAGGAACUCAUACAAAGGCAAGAACAACUUAAACAAGCUCAUGAUCAUCUAGUUGAGAAUUCAAAAACUAUAUUGGCUGCUCAGGAACUUUUCGAGUCAAAGCAAGCAAGCAUGUUUCUUGCAAUCGACAAGCUUUUCACUCUGCACAACGCAAUUUUGCUGGAGUCACGAGUCAUCAAAGCUUUUCUUGUAUAUUCUAUCUUAAUCUUCACUCUAUACAUGUUUACAAGUACAAAACAAACCUACAACGUGAGACCCAGGCUAUAUAUGGGCUUAUGUGUGACGUUCUUGAUUGAAUUUAUAGUACUUCGAUAUGGAAAUGACAUUGAACAACAAGCAUGGAUUAUCAGCAUUAUUAGGUCAAUAUUCAUGCUUCUUGCAUCAUUCCAACUUCUGUAUGCGAUUUACACAUACAGAGACUACGAGACAUUGAACCAUCAGAUGCUACGAUCGCUAAUUGAGAAGGUUAACGGCAUGCAAGGAAAUAAACAAUUAUUAUGCGACGAUGAUAGUGAUGUGGACUGGUCUUUAUGGGUUGAUGAUGAUUUACCUGAAGAUGAAUUGGAAGACCUUGACUAUACGCUCCCAGAACACUUUGGAGAGGCUUCAAUCACCACUUCAGUUUCUAGAGAUUAUAAUCUUCGUAACCGUCGUCUAUAGC